AUGGGGACGGCGCUUCUCCAGCGCGGGGGCUGCUUUCUCCUGUGCCUCUCGCUGCUGCUCCUGGGCUGCUGGGCAGAGCUGGGCAGCGGGCUGGAGUUCCCGGGCGCUGAGGGCCAGUGGACGCGCUUCCCCAAGUGGAACGCCUGCUGCGAGAGCGAGAUGAGCUUCCAGCUCAAGACGCGCAGCGCCCGCGGCCUAGUGCUCUACUUUGACGACGAGGGCUUCUGUGACUUCCUGGAGCUCAUUCUGACGCGCGGUGGCCGCCUGCAGCUCAGUUUCUCCAUCUUCUGCGCGGAGCCCGCCACGCUCCUGGCUGACACGCCGGUCAACGACGGUGCAUGGCACAACGUGCGUAUCCGCCGGCAGUUCCGCAACACCACGCUUUUCAUCGACCAGGUGGAGGCCAAGUGGGUGGAGGUCAAGUCGAAGCGCAGGGACAUGACGGUGUUCAGCGGACUCUUUGUAGGGGGGCUGCCCCCGGAACUGCGAGCCGCGGCGCUCAAGCUGACGCUGGCCUCUGUGAGGGAGCGAGAGCCCUUUAAAGGGUGGAUUCGCGACGUGAGGGUCAACUCCUCCCAGGCCCUGCCGGUGGACAGCGGCGAGGUGAAGCUGGACGACGAGCUGCCCAAUAGCGGUGGGGGGAGCCCGUGCGAGGCGGGUGAGGAGGGCGAGGGCGGGGUGUGCCUCAACGGAGGCGUGUGCUCCGUGGUGGACGACCAGGCAGUGUGCGACUGCUCGCGAACCGGCUUCCGCGGCAAGGACUGCAGCCAAGAAGACAACAAUGUGGAAGGUCUGGCGCACCUGAUGAUGGGCGACCAAGGUAAAAGUAAAGGAAAAGAAGAAUAUAUUGCCACUUUCAAGGGAUCUGAAUACUUCUGCUACGACUUGUCUCAAAACCCCAUUCAAAGCAGCAGCGAUGAAAUAACUCUGUCCUUUAAAACUCUUCAGAGGAAUGGACUGAUGCUUCAUACCGGGAAAUCAGCUGAUUAUGUCAAUCUUGCCCUGAAAAAUGGAGCUGUCUCUCUGGUCAUUAAUUUGGGAUCAGGAGCCUUUGAAGCACUAGUGGAGCCCGUGAAUGGAAAGUUUAAUGAUAAUGCCUGGCAUGAUGUGAAAGUCACGAGGAAUCUGCGUCAGCACUCAGGCAUUGGACACGCUAUGGUAAACAAACUACAUUGUUCGGUGACAAUAUCAGUGGAUGGGAUUCUUACCACAACGGGCUACACGCAAGAAGAUUAUACCAUGCUGGGGUCUGAUGACUUUUUCUAUGUUGGAGGCAGUCCCAGCACAGCAGACCUUCCAGGGUCACCAGUCAGUAACAACUUUAUGGGCUGUCUCAAAGAGGUUGUAUAUAAAAAUAACGAUGUAAGGCUGGAAUUAUCUCGACUUGCCAAGCAAGGAGACCCUAAGAUGAAGAUCCACGGAGUGGUGGCAUUCAAAUGUGAGAAUGUUGCAACUUUGGACCCCAUCACCUUUGAAACCCCAGAGUCUUUCAUCUCUUUGCCUAAAUGGAAUGCAAAGAAAACAGGCUCCAUAUCAUUUGAUUUCCGUACAACAGAGCCAAAUGGCCUCAUUUUAUUUAGCCAUGGCAAGCCAAGACACCAAAAAGAUGCCAAGCACCCUCAGAUGAUAAAGGUUGACUUCUUUGCUAUUGAGAUGCUAGAUGGCCAUCUCUACCUCCUCCUGGACAUGGGGUCAGGUACAAUAAAAAUCAAAGCCCUGCAGAAGAAGGUGAAUGAUGGAGAAUGGUAUCAUGUGGACUUCCAGAGAGAUGGACGGUCAGGUACCAUUUCUGUCAACACCCUGCGCACACCCUACACGGCGCCUGGCGAGAGCGAGAUUCUGGACCUGGAUGAUGAGCUGUACCUGGGGGGCUUGCCGGAGAACAAGGCUGGCCUCAUUUUCCCCACCGAGGUGUGGACUGCCCUGCUCAACUACGGCUACGUGGGCUGCAUUAGAGAUUUGUUCAUCGACGGCCAGAGCAAAGAUAUCCGGCAAAUGGCUGAAAUUCAAAGUACUGCUGGAGUGAAGCCCUCCUGCUCAAGGGAAACAGCAAAACCGUGCCUUAGCAACCCUUGCAAAAACAAUGGCAUGUGCAGGGAUGGGUGGAACAGAUAUGUCUGUGAUUGUUCCGGAACAGGCUACCUUGGCAGGUCCUGUGAGAGAGAGGCAACGGUUCUGAGCUAUGAUGGGAGUAUGUUUAUGAAAAUCCAGCUCCCAGUGGUGAUGCACACAGAGGCCGAGGAUGUGUCCUUGCGAUUCCGAUCCCAGCGUGCGUAUGGAAUCCUCAUGGCAACCACCUCUAGAGACUCGGCAGACACCCUCCGCCUGGAACUGGAUGCAGGGCGUGUGAAACUGACGGUCAAUCUAGAUUGUAUCAGGAUUAACUGUAAUUCCAGCAAAGGUCCCGAGACCCUUUUUGCCGGCUAUAACCUCAAUGAUAACGAAUGGCACACAGUGCGUGUGGUCCGUCGAGGAAAAAGUUUAAAGUUAACCGUGGAUGACCAACAGGCCAUGACAGGGCAAAUGGCAGGCGAUCACACAAGGCUGGAGUUUCAUAACAUAGAGACUGGCAUCAUCACGGAACGCCGGUAUCUGUCUUCUGUCCCCUCCAAUUUCAUUGGACACCUGCAGAGCCUGACAUUUAAUGGAAUGGCAUACAUUGACUUGUGUAAAAAUGGUGACAUAGAUUACUGUGAGCUCAAUGCCAGAUUUGGCUUCAGGAACAUCAUAGCAGACCCUGUCACCUUCAAGACCAAAUCGAGCUAUGUUGCCUUAGCUACAUUGCAAGCCUACACUUCUAUGCAUCUUUUUUUCCAGUUCAAGACAACAUCCCUAGAUGGACUAAUUCUAUAUAAUAGUGGGGAUGGAAAUGACUUUAUUGUGGUUGAAUUAGUUAAAGGGUACUUACAUUAUGUGUUUGAUUUGGGAAAUGGUGCUAACCUCAUCAAAGGGAGCUCAAAUAAACCUCUCAACGACAAUCAGUGGCACAAUGUGAUGAUAUCAAGGGACACCAGCAAUCUCCACACUGUCAAGAUCGACACGAAAAUCACAACACAAAUCACCGCGGGAGCCAGGAACUUGGACCUCAAAAGUGACUUGUAUAUAGGAGGAGUGGCUAAAGAAACAUACAAAUCUUUGCCGAAACUUGUCCAUGCCAAGGAGGGCUUUCAAGGCUGCUUGGCAUCAGUUGAUUUAAAUGGACGACUUCCAGACCUCAUCUCAGAUGCUCUUUUCUGCAAUGGACAGAUUGAGAGAGGAUGUGAAGGACCCAGCACAACCUGUCAAGAGGACUCCUGUUCUAAUCAAGGCGUGUGCUUACAGCAAUGGGAUGGCUUCAGCUGUGACUGUAGCAUGACUUCCUUCAGUGGGCCACUCUGCAAUGACCCUGGGACGACAUAUAUCUUUAGCAAAGGUGGUGGACAAAUCACGUAUAAGUGGCCUCCUAAUGACCGGCCAAGUACACGAGCAGACAGACUGGCCAUAGGGUUUAGCACUGUGCAAAAAGAAGCUGUGUUGGUGCGAGUGGACAGUUCUUCUGGCCUGGGUGACUACCUAGAGCUGCAUAUACACCAAGGAAAAAUUGGAGUUAAAUUUAAUGUUGGAACAGAUGACAUCGCCAUUGAGGAGUCCAAUGCAAUCAUUAACGAUGGGAAAUACCAUGUAGUCCGUUUUACGAGGAGUGGUGGCAAUGCCACGUUACAGGUGGACAGCUGGCCAGUGAUCGAGCGGUACCCUGCAGGAAACAAUGAUAACGAGCGCCUGGCGAUUGCUAGACAGCGAAUUCCAUAUCGACUUGGUCGAGUAGUUGAUGAAUGGCUACUCGACAAAGGGCGUCAGCUCACAAUCUUCAAUAGCCAAGCAACCAUAAUAAUUGGCGGGAAAGAGCAGGGCCAGCCCUUCCAGGGCCAGCUCUCUGGGCUUUACUACAAUGGCUUGAAAGUUCUGAAUAUGGCAGCUGAAAAUGAUGCCAACAUCGCCAUAGUGGGAAAUGUGAGACUUGUUGGUGAAGUGCCUUCCUCAAUGACAACUGAGUCAACAGCCACUGCCAUGCAGUCAGAGAUGUCCACAUCAAUUAUGGAGACCACCACAACCCUAGCUACUAGCACAGCCAGAAGAGGGAAGCCCCCUACGAAAGAACCCAUUAGCCAGACCACAGAUGACAUCCUUGUGGCCUCAGCAGAAUGUCCCAGCGAUGACGAGGACAUUGACCCCUGUGAGCCGAGCUCAGGUGGGUUAGCUAACCCAACCCGAGCAGGCGGGAGAGAGCCCUACCCAGGCUCGGCGGAAGUGAUUCGGGAGUCCAGCAGCACCACGGGCAUGGUGGUGGGGAUCGUCGCGGCUGCUGCCCUGUGCAUCCUCAUCCUCCUCUACGCCAUGUACAAGUACAGAAACCGGGAUGAAGGCUCAUACCAUGUGGACGAGAGUCGAAACUACAUCAGUAACUCAGCACAGUCCAAUGGGGCUGUCGUAAAGGAGAAACAACCCAGCAGUGCGAAAAGCGCCAACAAAAAUAAGAAAAACAAGGAUAAAGAGUAUUACGUCUGAUCCCAGGAUCCCAAAAAGACCCUUGUAUAGAGAUAGUCUUCAUUUUAUCUGAGACAUAAUAUAAACUUAUCUCCUUUCCUUUUUACGAAGCACAUACAAAAGAAGACAGGGAAUGCAAUCAGGAAGGAAAGACUGUUUUUAAAAAAUAAAAACAAGUAUCUCAUGCUCUUGUUUCUCCAAAAAAAAGAAAGAAAAAAAACAAAACAGGGGCCAAUAAAUUCCCUAACAUCCACAGUGUUUUCAUUUACUCUGCCUGUCUUUAUGUUGCUGGAACACUCCUAAAAGACAGUGAUGACCGCACGCAUUCAUAAAGCAAAGGAGUAUUACAACAUCAAGGCACAACACUAAUACAACACAACACACACCACAAAAAAAAAAAAAAAAAAA
This is a messenger RNA of Callorhinus ursinus (northern fur seal), 4932 nucleotides long. The record is from RefSeq and is a predicted model, not a curated record. Lineage: Eukaryota; Metazoa; Chordata; Mammalia; Carnivora; Otariidae.